UUAAUUGCAAUAUUAAAUUUUUGGAUCUGGGAAUUUUGAGUUUUCCCCUGGGGGAAAAAUCCCUAGGUCCGCACCUGAUGUAUCGAUUGUAAUCAUAUGACUGCUGGGCGUAGUGAGCAGUACUCCGAAAUUUUCUCUUCCAUUUCCAAAAAAUAAAUUGUAUAUUUUGGAGUAUCUUGGAAUAAUUGUGUUAAUCGUAAUUCGUCAUGAAAGUUUGUGGUCCCAAAUACGCCCUGUGCGGUCUCAUCGUAUCCGCCUGGGGAAUUGUGCAAUUGCUGCUUAUGGGUAUCUUCUUUUUCGCUCGAAGUGUCGCCCUUAUCGAAGACAUUUCCUUCGGUGAAGAGAUAUUGGAUACACCAGAUAAAUUCUACUUUGCAGCUGACAGAGGUUACACUCAAAAUGCCUACAAUUGCUGGAUUGCUGCCUGCAUUUACGUGCUAACAUUCUUAUUCUCUGGUCAUCAGUUUUACGUCAACUCUAGAACAUCACUCAGUGUUUAAAUAAAUUGUUCAAGAUGUUUUAGGUUUAUUAAUCACUCUCGCGAUCGGGGAAGCCCGCAUCCUCAGUGAGAGACGAUAAAUCAAUUCAGUAUGGAAGGAGUUAAGAUUUCAAGUGAAAUAGCUCUGAAUCUUAGACGGAUAUCGAAAUUUUUCUCUCGACCAUUAUCGUAGAGAAUGAAUUGUAAAAUUUAAAGAAGACCCUUCCAAAGUAUUACGUAUCUGUCUUAGAUUCAAAUAGAUUCCUCGAAAGCUCACCUAUUAACUGAAUUCAGAGAGAAUGUAAUUGAUUUUAUUCUGUGUAGAUGACAUCGGAUGAGAGAGAGAUAAUUAUAAUGUGUAGAAUAUUUAAAUUUGUCCCGAUUUUGCCCCGUAGGUCUCAUGUGACUCCAUCAGCGAAAUAUUGAACAGAAAAUUGUAAAGCCAAUGGAGACAUUCCGUAAUUCUGUUAUUCGUCAAUUUAAUUGUUCUUUUUAUUGUUAAUUCAUCGUUCACCGGAAGUUAUUCACGUUUUUGGAAGAGAUAAAUGUAAUCAAGAAAUGGAAAUCUGCAUACAUGUCAAGGGAAACUGUAUAUUGAUAGUAAGGAGAAAUAUAAACGAUAUUACAUUAUA
This is a messenger RNA of Fopius arisanus, 1110 nucleotides long. RefSeq names its product Ribonuclease kappa (gene RNASEK). Gene Ontology annotation, molecular function: RNA endonuclease activity. The coding region runs from base 207 to 500 and encodes 97 amino acids. NCBI's taxonomy places the organism in Eukaryota, Metazoa, Arthropoda, Insecta, Hymenoptera, Braconidae. Gene Ontology annotation, biological process: nucleic acid metabolic process. The record is from RefSeq and is a predicted model, not a curated record. The transcript has 2 exons.